AUAACUUUUAAGUGGUCAGGACGCAGCCCCGCCCGACCAGGUGGAGCCAGACAACUUCUGGUCUGCCCGGGUCGCUGCGCCGCCGCCGCCGCAGGGAAGACUGCAAAGGCUGGUGCCCCAUGACCUCCAUCAGGAAAGCCCAGCAGGAAAUGAGCAGCGGACCUGAGGCAGCUUGGGAGGCGGCCAGGGCCACCGCUGCCUUUGCCAGCACCAACUGAGGCCCUCUCCAGGGGACACAUCCACACUUCCUUCCCCAGCAUCUGGGAGGACCAGCAUGAUGACCGACUCCCCUUUCCUGGAGCUGUGGCAGUCCAGAACAGUGGCCAUCCGCGAGCAGCUGGGCAUCGGGGACCAGCCCAAUGAUUCCUACUGCUACAACUCGGCCAAAAACAGCACCGUGCUCCAGGGGGUCACCUUCGGGGGCAUCCCCACUGUCCUGUUCAUAGAUGUCAGCUGCUUCCUGUUUUUAAUAGUGGUAUUUUCCAUCAUAAGAAGAAAAUUCUGGGAUUAUGGCCGCAUUGCCCUGGUGUCAGAAGGAAACAGUGAGUCCAGAUUCCGGAGACUGUCGUCUUCCUCUUCAGGGCAGCAGGACUUUGAAAGCGAGCUGGGAUGUUGCUCCUGGCUGACCGCAAUCUUCCGCCUGCACGAUGACCAGAUCCUGGAGUGGUGUGGGGAGGACGCCAUCCACUACCUGUCCUUCCAGAGGCACAUCAUCUUCCUGCUGGUGGUGGUCAGCUGCUUGUCACUGUGCGUCAUCCUCCCCGUCAACCUCUCAGGGGACUUGCUGGACAAAGACCCUUACAGCUUUGGGAGGACAACAAUCGCAAACCUGCAGACUGACAACAACCUCCUUUGGCUACACACCAUCUUCGCUAUCCUUUACCUCAUCCUCACUGUGGUCUUCAUGCGACACCACACCCAGUCCAUCAAGUACAAGGAGGAAAGCCUGGUGAGGAGGACCCUGUUUGUCACAGGACUCCCCAAAGAUGCCAAGAAGGAGACGGUGGAGAGCCACUUCCGGCUGAUCCCUUGGAACACAGAGGCUCUCCCUGUCUACUUAUUUGCCAGGGCUUCUAAGACCCACGCGAGAGGGAGCCCAAGGCGGGGCACCCUCCACUAUUCAAGCAGGGACGCGUAUCCCACGUGUGAAGUGGUGGAGGUCCAGCUGUGCUACAAUGUGGCCAAGCUGAUUUACCUGUGCAAGGAGAGAAAAAAGACUGAGAAGAGCCUGACCUAUUACACAAACCUGCAGGUGAAGACAGGCCAGCGGACCUUCAUCAACCCCAAGCCUUGUGGCCAGUUCUGCUGCUGUGAAGUGCGGGGUUGUGAGUGGGAGGACGCCAUCUCCUACUACACACGCAUGAAGGACAGGCUGAUGGAGAGGAUCACAGAGGAGGAAUGCAGGGUCCAGGACCAGCCCCUGGGAAUGGCCUUUGUCACCUUCCAGGAGAAGUCCAUGGCCACCUACAUCCUGAAGGACUUCAACGCCUGCAAGUGUCAGGGCCUUCAGUGCAAAGGUGAGCCACAGCCUUCAUCCCACGGCAGAGAGCUCGGCAUCUCCAGGUGGUCGGUCACCUUCGCCGCUUACCCCGAGGACAUCUGCUGGAAGAACCUCUCCAUUCAGGGCUUCCGCUGGUGGUUCCAAUGGCUGGGCAUCAACUUCAUCCUCUUCGUGGGGCUGUUUUUCCUGACCACACCCUCCAUUAUCCUGUCCACCAUGGACAAGUUCAACGUCACCAAACCUAUCCACGCACUGAAUGACCCCAUCGUCAGCCAGUUCUUCCCAACCCUCCUCCUGUGGUCCUUCUCUGCCCUGCUCCCCACCAUCGUCUACUACUCUACACUGCUGGAAUCUCACUGGACCAAGUCAGGAGAGAACCGGAUCAUGAUGACCAAGGUCUACAUAUUCUUGAUCUUCAUGGUGCUGAUCCUGCCCUCCCUUGGCCUCACCAGUUUGGAUUUUUUCUUCCGGUGGCUCUUUGAUAAAACGUCCUCAGAGGCCUCUAUCAGGUUGGAGUGCGUCUUCCUGCCUGACCAGGGCGCCUUCUUUGUGAACUACGUCAUCGCCUCGGCCUUCAUCGGCAACGGCAUGGAGCUGCUGCGGCUGCCCGGCCUCAUUCUCUACACCUUCCGCAUGAUCAUGGCCAAGACCGCGGCCGACCGCAGGAACGUCAAGCAGCACCAGGCCUUCGAGUACGAGUUUGGAGCCAUGUAUGCGUGGAUGCUGUGCGUCUUCACCGUCAUCAUGGCCUACAGCAUCACCUGCCCCAUCAUUGUGCCAUUUGGCCUCAUCUACAUCCUGCUCAAGCACAUGGUGGACCGGCACAACCUCUACUUCGCCUACCUCCCGGCCAAGCUGGAGAAGAGGAUCCACUUCGCGGCCGUGAACCAGGCCCUGGCCGCUCCCAUCCUGUGCCUCUUCUGGCUCUACUUCUUCUCCUUCCUGCGCCUGGGUCUGAAGGCUCCCCUCACCCUGUUUACCUUCCUGGUGCUGCUGCUCACCAUCCUGGUCUGCUUGGCAUAUACCUGCUUUGGAUGCUUCAGGCACCUCAGCCCUCUCAACUACAAGACAGAAGAAUCGGCGAGUGACAAAGGCAAUGAGGCGGGGGCCCACGUACCUCCACCAUUCACACCCUACGUGCCCCGGAUUCUGAACAGCUCAUCCUCAGAGAAAACAGCCCUGUCUCCACAGCAGCAGACCUAUGGCGCCAUCAACAACAUCAGCGGGACUGUUGCAGGGCAGUGUCUGGCACAGAGCCCAGAGGACAGUGUGGCAGCUGCCGACCAGGAGGACUGAGAGCUGGGGAACUGCUGGGCUGGUCCAGGCUCGGGGCCCUGGAGAGUCAGGAGGUGAAGAGACACAGGUGGAGAGGUGGCUGGCCCUUGAGCUCAACCAAGUUCAGGACUUCUUGCCACCUGCUUUAAGCACAGCCAGCCUAAAGAGAUGAAAGCAGAAAGGGGCUCUGGCCCUUGGCUGAGCAGGGAGGCGGGACUGCCAUCAGGUGGGGUUCUUUUGGGCGCAAGUGCAGACCUGGACUCUCACUUGCUCGCCUGAGGUUCUAUUUCUUUCUAAGUCCCCCUCCUGCACAAGCCCCCAGCUCUGUGGGUGGGAUGAUGGCCCUGGUGAUUUUUAGCAGGAUCAUGUGUUGAAACUGUGUCCCUCCAACCCACGAGUGUGGUGACAGAAUCAAGCAAGAGGGGGCUGCACCGUGUGGAAGACCUUCUGCCUCUGAGCAUCCAGACAGUGCCCAUCCCUCUCCGGGCACACACACAUACCACCGAUAACCAAAGAGGCUGCAGCAGCCACAGGCCUGAGAUGGGUUCCUUAUGGUGAUCCAGGUCCAUCCCAGCUUCCCCUCACGGGUACUGGACCCUUCCCACCCCUGCCCCCACCCCGGGAGUGAGUUGCAGGAAGCAGGAGGAGUUGUGGGCCAGCGCCAGGCUGCAGCAGGCUUCAGCAGGCUUCUCCACAUCACCACCAGGGUUUUUUUUUUCCUUCAUGUUGCCAGUGACAUAGUGGCUGGGUCGGGGUCACCUGGAGUGGCAGGGACCAUGAGGACCACUAAUAAAGUGCCCACUCAGCCAGACUGCAGAGAUACA
This is a messenger RNA of Budorcas taxicolor (takin), 3600 nucleotides long. It is a transcript of the gene TMEM63A, whose product is annotated as transmembrane protein 63A. The record is from RefSeq and is a predicted model, not a curated record. Gene Ontology annotation, molecular function: nucleic acid binding; calcium-activated cation channel activity. NCBI's taxonomy places the organism in Eukaryota, Metazoa, Chordata, Mammalia, Artiodactyla, Bovidae. The transcript is spliced from 25 exons. Gene Ontology annotation, cellular component: plasma membrane. Bases 275 to 2797 code for a protein of 840 amino acids.